AUGAGCCAAACAGUUCCACCUGAAGAGGAAGAAACCCUCCACUCGAGAUCGUUACAAACAAGCAAUGACACCGUUACAGCGUGGCUGCCAAUUUCUACCCCUUUUCCAUCGGCCUUAGGGUGCUCUACACUGUUUCAUGGUAAUGAAAAUGGUAUAUACGCCUUCGAUCCAUUUUAUAAAGUUUAUAUUGCUCCAAAAGCUCCUCGAUGCCUCCCAAUAGAAGCGACCUUCUUAUCAUUGGCGCAAGAAAGCGACCUAGAUUCUACCACCAUAACUACCCUUGGAAAAACACAGGUGCUCACAACGACUACCGUACUUGGUCCAACAUUUGUAUGCCCACAAGCCUACAGUGAAGUUAAGACUAUCAGUCUCGAUGCUUCCAGAACGGAGACUCUAUGCUGCCCUUCGGGCUUCAGCCUAGGUUUUUCAGCCGCCUGGUACAAAACUCAAUGUUUCUCGUCUUUAAGAAGAAGCCAAACUCUUACACUUCAAAGCUAUGGCGGGGAUUACCGUACGGCCAAACUCACUACGUUGAGAAUAACGUCGGAUUCUCUCGACAUAAUGUCUGCUUUCGGGCUUAAUGGAAUAAACGUUGUAGCAUCGACUACGUCUUCGGCAGCUUCCAUGACAACCACAUCCACCACGAUCUCAGCAACCUCCUCCACCAUUUCCUCUUCGACCACUAUGACGGCGAUUCCGACAAAUGGAAAAGGAUCUUCAUUGCCAGUAGCUAGUAUAGCUGGUUUAGCUGUUGGUAUGUUCUGUUUUGUUCUGGCAGCAGUGGCAUUUGCAUUGCUCUGGCGAGCGCGACAAAAGAAGCAGAAAUAUGAGCAGCCGCCAGGGUCCGAUAACACAGGUUCACCUUCAAUGGUUCUCGAAAAUAUGUCUCCUCGAUCACAGUCACAACAGUUUCCGGACGUUAAGACCACUAGGUAUGAGCUACGCGAGGGACCGCUUCCGUCAAAGAGACAACUGGACGAGAACGUACCAUUCGAAAUUUCUAGCAAACCGAUUAAAGUCAAGAGAACCAGUGGUUUGAAGAAUGGCAUACAAGGAUUGGAAUUAAACAUUCGAAACUGA
This is a messenger RNA of Glarea lozoyensis ATCC 20868, 1080 nucleotides long. RefSeq lists its product as uncharacterized. The record is from RefSeq and is a predicted model, not a curated record. Bases 1 to 1080 code for a protein of 359 amino acids. NCBI's taxonomy places the organism in Eukaryota, Fungi, Ascomycota, Leotiomycetes, Helotiales, Helotiaceae. The transcript is spliced from 2 exons.